AUGAAGAGAGUUGCUUUGACAGCCCAAAAGGGCUCCCGGUCGCACGGCCCGAUAUGUCAAUUAUGUCAAUUCUCGACUUCAGCGCCCCGUGCUCUCCCUAUCGCACGCCUACCCACCUCUCCCGCAAGUCGAACUACGGCCUCCAAUCUCCGUUUACAGCCGUCGAAGCGCACUGAGAGAUUGGCUUUGACUUCUCCUUCUUUCAUUUCCCGCCGAUAUGCCUCCGCCGCAGCCGCCAAGGGAAGUCCAGCGACCGUAAUCAAAGAGAUUGAGCGGGAUGCAUCUGCCCUGCACCAAUCGGACGCCGUGGCCUCCAAUGAAGUGGUAGUGGACUUGCUACAGAGAUGCCAGCGGCUCGCUGAAACCCUGGUCUCACGAGAACGUGAUCAAAAUGAAGGGUCCUCAACAGGUGAGGGCAACGCGAUCUCAUCUUUACUGAACCUGGAGGAGAAGCAAAAUGCUGCGCGGAGCAAAGGACAACCACAAUCCUCACAACACCCGGACCCACGACUAGCAGACGCGGUUUCGAACAUUGCCAUCCAAAUCCUCAAGGAUGAGAAGGUCUUCAUCUCGCCUGAAGCCCUGGCCGCUUGCACUGAGACCCUGACCCUGCUGCGACAGGCCGAGCACUUCCCGGAGAUCUUCCACCUUUAUGCCUACAAGCCUGUGCCAGAGGAGAACAGCUCCCCAGUGAAAUUGCUCAAGCCCAACCCCAAGAGUGUCAACAGUGCCGUUCCAGCAGAGUUGGCCAACAAGGCUCUUGAUGUUGCUAUUGCGCAGAAGAAUCUCUCACUCGUUCUAGCCAUUAUUGACAACACCUUCUGCGCUCCUGCCUUCCACCGCGCAAAGAUCUUCAAGAAAGCCGGUGUUCCGCUCAUCGGUCUUGCGGCUGCCCCUGCUGCUUGCUAUGCGCUCGCCUCGUGGGCCGCAACAUUCCAAAACACCAUGGAUCCUAACGUGGCUACUGGAAUCGCGUUCGCUGCUACGCUGGCUUACGUCGGCGGUACAUCCUCCAUGGGUAUCUUGGCCAUUACCACAGCUAAUGAUCAAAUGGAACGUGUGGUCUGGAUCCCCGGUAUUCCUCUGCGACAACGGUGGUUGCGCGAGGAAGAGCGCGCAGCUAUGGAUAGAGUUGCUCUCGCAUGGGGUUUCAAGGAUCCUUAUAUGAGAGGCGAAGAGGUCGGCGAGGAAUGGGAGAGCCUCCGCGAGUUCAUUGGCAUGCGGGGCAUGAUUCUGGAUAAGACCGAAUUGAUGCAAGGCAUGGAGUAA
This is a messenger RNA of Penicillium paradoxum, 1269 nucleotides long. RefSeq lists its product as uncharacterized. Bases 1 to 1269 code for a protein of 422 amino acids. The record is from RefSeq and is a predicted model, not a curated record. NCBI's taxonomy places the organism in Eukaryota, Fungi, Ascomycota, Eurotiomycetes, Eurotiales, Aspergillaceae. The transcript has a single exon.